UUGCGUUUGGGAGUGGCAUCGUUGCUGCCACUUCGUUCAAUGCAUCGCGCGUCGUUGUGUGCGACCCUUUUAAUCGAAUUUAUCUUCAUCUAUGAAUAUAUCGCGAUACGAAACCGUAUAUUAUCACUUCAUCGAGGGAAUUGCGGCACAACGAUAACAUUCGUUGGCCAGUUUUAAACUCGCAUGUGACGCCGCGCGAGACAUGUCCGUCGUGAAUUUUACCUCGCUCCCGCUAAGGAAAAGGAAUUGCAUUUUAUUGCUGGCGUUUUCGUUCUUUAUUCCGUUUUGCGCAUUCGUCUUGUUUUCCAUGCCAGGUUGGUUAUUUGACGGGUUGGGAAAAGAUUGUUUUGGGUCUAGACCGACCGGGAAUGUCGGCUCGGAACAGAUGGUUAUACAAAACUUAGCCGAGCUUCAAGUGAAAUUUCAGUACCUCGAUUCUAUAUAUCGGGCCCGACAGGCGGACUUGCAGCAGUUCAUUCAUCAAUGCGAUUUGGAUUUGGCUAUGAACUACGGCGGUUCUAACCACACUAUCACUAGCGUCACGUCGGACUUGAAGCCCGAAAUACGGCAGCUUUUGAAGAACAUGUCCGGUAUGAACGCUGCGCAGGGACUGAAUCAGACCAGCUCCAUAAAGUUACCUAGUUCGUAUGAUUUCAUGCCGCAUCUGUUGGACCAUUCUUCCAGUCUCAGGUUGGCAUAUGUGAUGUCUAAAGGGCGAACAGGGGUGUCCAUGGUGUUGGGCAUUCCGACAGUCAAAAGAGAUAAGCAGACGUAUUUGAUAGAUACCUUAAACAGUCUCAUCAACGGGAUAACCCCUGAAGAGGCCAGCGAUUCACUUAUCGUUGUUUUCAUUGCUGAGACUGAUUUGGAGUACAUUAUUCAAGUAGCCAAAGAAUUGGAAUUAAGGUUUCCUGCAUCCGUAGAAUCAGGUUUAUUAGAAGUAAUAGCACCAUCAGCUUCGUACUAUCCGGAUUUAGAUAAAUUAAGGAUUACUUUAGGCGACCCUCCCGAAAGGGUACGGUGGAGGUCCAAACAAAAUUUAGAUUACGCUUUCCUAAUGGCCUAUUCUCAACCAAAAGGUACAUUUUAUGUUCAAUUAGAAGACGACAUAUUGGCGAAAGAAUCCUACGUGUCGGAGAUGAAAAAAUUCGCAUUCGACAGAACAAGUCGAAAAGAAAAUUGGUUCGUUUUGGAUUUUUGUCAGUUGGGAUUUAUCGGUAAAAUGUUCAAAAGCGCGGAGCUUCCUUGGUUGAUCCAAUUCUUUCAAAUGUUCUACAACGACAAGCCAGUCGAUUGGCUCUUGGAUAAUUUGAUUUAUACCAAGCUUUGCAACUGGGAAAAAAAUUAUGACAGUUGCAAGCGCGAAAAGGCGAAGGUGUGGAUUCAUUACAAGCCGUCGUUGUUUCAACACAUUGGCACGCAUUCGUCCUUGAAAGGAAAAGUGCAGAAACUUAAGGAUAAACAGUUCGGAAAAGUAGCGCUGUUUUUCCCGCACAACAACCCCGAAGCGGAGGUAAUAUCGGGAAUUAAGCAUUAUAAACAGUAUUCUUUAAAAAGGGCUUAUCUAGGGGAGACGUUCUUCUGGGGAUUGCUGCCCCAAAUCGGAGACCAAUUAAUUUUUAAAUUCUCCACCCCUAUAGCCGUUAAAAAGUUUCUUUUUAAAAGCGGCAACGUGGAGCACCCAUCAGACAAAUUCUACAACACGACUGUCGAAGUGCUUCCCGUUGAGAUCCCUACAGCUUUAAUGGCCACCAUUUCAUCUAAUCUGACGGGGGAUGGUUACGUAAUUGUAGGGGACUUUGAUGGUUCUGGUAUCGCUAGAGGGUCUGUUGACAACAGCUUAGGGAAAAUACAAUCCAUAAGGUUGUAUGUACAUUCUGAUAGUGAUAAUUGGGCUAUUUUAAGUGAGAUUGAUAUUCAAGAAGACUCCGCGCCUAGUUGAUGGAUGAAGGAGAAUUACAGGGAUCAGAUUUUGUUUAAUAUUGUAAAAAGCAGUUUGUUUGUUAUGUACAUAUGUGCUUAAAACACGUUAAUAAACGAAUGUAA
Cylas formicarius (sweet potato weevil) is the source of this 2046-nucleotide messenger RNA. It is a transcript of the gene Mgat4a, whose product is annotated as alpha-1,3-mannosyl-glycoprotein 4-beta-N-acetylglucosaminyltransferase B. Bases 203 to 1942 code for a protein of 579 amino acids. NCBI's taxonomy places the organism in Eukaryota, Metazoa, Arthropoda, Insecta, Coleoptera, Brentidae. Gene Ontology annotation, biological process: protein N-linked glycosylation. The transcript is spliced from 12 exons. The record is from RefSeq and is a predicted model, not a curated record. Gene Ontology annotation, cellular component: endoplasmic reticulum-Golgi intermediate compartment; endoplasmic reticulum; Golgi stack. Gene Ontology annotation, molecular function: acetylglucosaminyltransferase activity.